This is a messenger RNA of Myotis davidii, 419 nucleotides long. Its product is annotated as immunoglobulin omega chain. The transcript has 2 exons. The record is from RefSeq and is a predicted model, not a curated record. Lineage: Eukaryota; Metazoa; Chordata; Mammalia; Chiroptera; Vespertilionidae. Gene Ontology annotation, biological process: immune response; immunoglobulin production. The coding region runs from base 42 to 419 and encodes 125 amino acids.
GGGCAGCCCAGCCCCACUGUGGGCUCAGGGCUGUGAGCACCAUGGCCUGGACUCCUCUGCUCCUCGCGCUCCUCUCUCACUGCACAGGGUCCCUCUCCCAGCCUGUGCUGACUCAGCCGCCCUCCCUCUCUGCAUCUCCGGGAGCCACAGCCACACUCACCUGCACCCUGAGCAGUGGCUACAAUAUUGGCGGCUACCAUAUACGCUGGUUCCAGCAGAAACCUGGGAGCCCGCCCAGAUUUCUCCUCAGAUAUAAGUCGGACUCAGAUAAGUACCACGUUUCUGGGGUCCCCAAACGCUUCUCUGGAUCCAAAGACACGUCGGCCAACGUGGGGUUUCUGCUCAUCUCGGGGUUGCAGCCUGAGGACGAGGCUGACUAUCACUGCAGCUACAACUCAAGGCAGUGGGAGCAGCUUUAG